CCGCCGGAAUCGGCCUCAAGAUUUUAUGACUCCCAGGAACUCCUACAACUCUAAAUAUCAGAACUGACAAAUUCCAUUCUCCAUUACUCCACCAGGCCUUUUCAAAUACUUCAUCAACCCAUCAUGGCUCCCAGAUUUCCCACCAAGAAGGUUGGUAAGUCAUCCAUUGAGCUCCCUCCCCAUUGCGCAUCGCAUCGCGGGGCAAUUCCACCCCGCCAAAACCAAGAGCAAUUCCUAACACUUCACAGGCGUACUGGGCUGCACAGGUUCCGUCGGCCAAAGAUUCAUCCUCCUCCUCGCUCAACAUCCUCACUUCGUUCUACAUGCCGUGGGAGCUUCGUCGCGAUCGGCCGGCAAGAAAUAUAAAGAUGCGGUGAAUUGGAAGCAGGCUUCGCCAAUGGGCAAGCAUGUUGAGGAAUUGAUUGUGAAGGAGUGUAAAGCUAGUGAAUUUGCCGAUUGCGAUAUCGUGUUCAGUGGGUUGGAUGCUGAUGUUGCGGGAGAAAUUGGUGGGUGCAUUUUAUGAAGAGAAAGAAUGGUGUACUAAUGAGCACUGUAGAGAUGGAGUUUUUGAAGGCUGAACUGGCAGUCUUUUCGAAUGCUAAGAACUACCGGAAGGAUCCUCUUGUUCCUCUUAUCGUUCCUACAGUCAACCUACCUCAUUUUGAGGUUAUUCCACAUCAAAGAAGGCAUUAUGGCUUGAAGAAGGGGUUUUUGGUCUGCAACUCGAAUUGUGCUGUUAUUGGCAUAGUCAUUCCAUUCGCAGCAAUACAGAAGGAGUUUGGAGAGGUCUACCAAGUCAGUGUAGUUACCAUGCAAGCUGUUUCUGGCGCUGGGUAUCCUGGAGUCAGCAGUAUGGAUAUUCUGGACAACGUGGUACCAUACAUUUCCGGAGAAGAAGACAAAUUAGAGAACGAGGCUCAGAAGAUCUUGGGGAAGGUCAACGGAGAAGUUACGGGUUUCUUACAUCAAUCGGAUUUGAAAAUCUCAGCUGCUUGUAACAGAGUUGCUGUUUUGGAUGGUCAUAUGGCGUGUGUUUCUCUGAGAUUCAAGAAUAGGGAUGGACCAAAACCUACGGCAGAGGCGGUUAAGAAGGCAUUGAGUUCUUACGUGAGUGAAGCGCAGAUUUUGGGAUGUCCAUCGGCUCCUCAACCUUCGAUAAUGGUCAUGGAAGAAGCAGACAGACCUCAACCAAGACUGGAUCGAGAUACGCAAAAUGGGUAUACGGUCAGUGUCGGACGAGUUAGACAAGAUGAUAGUGGUAUCUUUGAUUUGAAGUUCGUUGCUUUGAGUCAUAAUAGUAAGUUCUUUCUCAGGUUAUUUUUAUCCAACAAGUACUGACUAUCUUUAGCUGUUAUUGGAGCUGCAGGAUCAUCAAUAUUGAAUGCGGAAGCUGCUGUCCUCAAGGGCUAUAUAUAAUCUUCAAAUAGAAUCUUAAUACUCCUCGUCCAAACAUAAACAGGACGUGCACAUAAUUUGCAUUUUCUCUCCGGGAUAGGUAUGCUUUUCUUAUGGGCAAGCUGAUAAAUUGUAUGCUCAAAACAGAAGUUUAUCUGUCUAGAAAGGAUCGCGACCACUGCAAUAUGAGCAUUCUGUAAGGCUACCCGUCAAUUCUUGGUCAAUCAGAAAAAAGGACGAAGGAAAAGAGGAGAGGUAAGAAAAGUUACCUGUUAUAUAUUCAUGG
Molecule: messenger RNA, 1681 nt
Organism: Hymenoscyphus albidus
Lineage: Eukaryota; Fungi; Ascomycota; Leotiomycetes; Helotiales; Helotiaceae
Source: the annotation of a GenBank genome assembly